CGACGGCGACGACGACGACGACAAGAUGGAGACGCACAUCUCGUGCCUGUUCCCCGAGCUGCUGGCCAUGAUCUUCGGCUACCUGGAGGUGCGGGACAAGGGCCGGGCGGCGCAGGUGUGCUCGGCGUGGCGGGACGCGGCCUACCACCGCUCGGUGUGGCGCGGCGUGGAGGCCAAGCUGCACCUGCGGCGGGCCAACCCGUCGCUGUUCCCCAGCCUGCAGGCCCGGGGCAUCCGGCGGGUGCAGAUCCUCAGCCUGCGCCGCAGCCUGAGCUACGUGGUGCAGGGCAUGGCGGCGGAGCUGGAGAGCCUCAACCUGAGCGGCUGCUACAACCUGACGGACAACGGGCUGGGCCACGCCUUCGUGCAGGAGCUGGGCUCGCUGCGGGCCCUGGACCUGAGCCUGUGCAAGCAGAUCACCGACAGCAGCCUGGGCCGCAUCGCCCAGUACCUCAAGGGGCUGCAGGUGCUGGAGCUGGGCGGCUGCAGCAACGUCACCAACACGGGCCUGCUGCUCAUCGCCUGGGGCCUGCGGGGCCUCAAGAGCCUCAACCUGCGCAGCUGCCGCCACCUGUCCGACGUGGGCAUCGGGCACCUGGCCGGCAUGACCCGCAGCGCCGCCGAGGGCUGCCUGGGCCUCGAGCGGCUCACCCUGCAGGACUGCCAGAAGCUCACCGACCUGUCCCUCAAGCACAUCGCCCGCGGCCUGGCCGGCCUGCGCCAGCUCAACCUCAGCUUCUGCGGGGGCAUCUCCGACGCGGGCCUGCUCCACCUGGCCCGCAUGGGCAGCCUGCGCGGCCUCAACCUGCGCUCCUGCGACAACGUCAGCGACGCGGGCGUCAUGCACCUGGCCACCGGCGGCCUGCGCCUCUCCGGCCUGGACCUCUCCUUCUGCGACAAGGUGGGCGACCAGAGCCUGGCCUACGUCGCCCAGGGCCUCGACGGGCUCGAGUCCCUCUCGCUCUGCUCCUGCCGCAUCAGCGACGACGGCCUCAACCGCAUGGUGCGGCAGAUGCACCGGCUGCGCACCCUCAACAUCGGCCAGUGCGCCCGCGUCACCGACCGGGGCCUGGAGCUCAUCGCCGACCACCUCGCCCAGCUCACGGGCAUCGACCUCUACGGCUGCACCCGCAUCACCAAGCGAGGCCUGGAGCGCAUCACCCAGCUCCCCUGCCUCAAGGUGCUCAACCUGGGACUCUGGCAGAUGACCGAGAGCGAGAAGGUCAGGUGAGGGGGGGACCCCGGGGACGGGGGCCCGGGCCGCGCCUCCCCCGGCGCCCCCCUCCUCCCCCGGGGACCGCCUUCCGACCCACCCGCCGGCCCCUCCCAGUCGCGCCCUUCCUCCGGGCCGGCGACGCCUGCCCACGCGGGCGCACGCGCGCACGUGGCGAGGGCCGAAGGUGUGAAGGCCGGCCCAAGGUGUGAACCCCGUCCGCCCGGCCUCCCCGCCACCCUCGAGGAGAGGGCGAGAGGAGAGAGAGAAGGCACCCGCUCCCCCUUCCGCCCUCCGGAGAUGCUUUCGGGCGAAUACUGUGACCCGCCUCUCACGCGGAAAGAUCUGCCAACGCCAUCCCCCCCCCCCCCCCCAGCCUCGCCCACCCUCCCUCCUCCUCUCUGACAGCCGCCUGGUCUCCCCGCUCUCUUCCUUAUUCCGAUUUGAAGCAAUUCAAAAAAAGAAAAAGAUCGCCGUUCUUGUGGAGUUUUUAUCGGUUUUUUUUUUCUGCUGAAUAUAUUCUAUAUAUUAU
Messenger RNA from Tachyglossus aculeatus (Australian echidna), 1745 nucleotides. It is a transcript of the gene FBXL14, whose product is annotated as F-box and leucine rich repeat protein 14. NCBI's taxonomy places the organism in Eukaryota, Metazoa, Chordata, Mammalia, Monotremata, Tachyglossidae. Gene Ontology annotation, biological process: SCF-dependent proteasomal ubiquitin-dependent protein catabolic process. Gene Ontology annotation, molecular function: protein binding. Gene Ontology annotation, cellular component: SCF ubiquitin ligase complex. The record is from RefSeq and is a predicted model, not a curated record. The transcript has a single exon. The coding region runs from base 26 to 1231 and encodes 401 amino acids.